Scheffersomyces coipomensis is the source of this 1631-nucleotide messenger RNA. Its product is annotated as cell proliferation protein. The record is from RefSeq and is a predicted model, not a curated record. NCBI's taxonomy places the organism in Eukaryota, Fungi, Ascomycota, Pichiomycetes, Serinales, Debaryomycetaceae. The coding region runs from base 157 to 1281 and encodes 374 amino acids. The transcript has a single exon. Gene Ontology annotation, cellular component: cytoplasm.
UCUGAACAAAAACAAAAAGAAAAUUUUGUUAGUGAGGAAAUUGGUCACAUGACUGGCUUUUUUUAUUUUGUUACUCAUCAGAAUCAAAAAAGUUUAUAGAGAAAUAUCUCUUAAUGGUUACUAGAAGAUUUAUAUCUUUUAAAGAGGGGACAAGUCAUGACACAAGAAGAAUAUGCUACUUUUGAAAGCAUAGAGGUGAGCAAAGAAGAAAUUCUUAGUUGUUCAUAUUCCAGCUGGUAUCCUAUACUAAAGAACUAUACUGCUAAAUCUAGAGUUAUAAAGCCUUUACCACAAACAUUUUUGGAUUAUCUUGGAAGUGAUAGUAUAAAGUUACCACCAGCCAAUAACUAUGAUCCAGAACUAGUAAUCAAUAGUGACAAUGAGUAUAGUGAUUGGGAAGAUGGAGAGGAAGCGGAUGAAAGCCACGAUAAUGAUGAUCAGAACGAUCAAGAAGACGAGGAAGACACUGAUGCAAAUGUCAAAUCUAUAACUGUUGAAGAUUUUAAAGACUUACAUGAUCAAAUCAUCCAAGGCAUAAAUGAUCUAGGAGGAGCAGUUACUCCUAAAUUGAAUUGGUCAGCUCCAAAAGAUGCAAAAUGGAUUAUGCCUGAUAAUACUAUAAGAUGCGAUCACGUGAAUGAUAUAUAUCUUUUAUUAAAUACAUCUGAUCAUAUAGUUGAUGAUUUAGAUUAUCCAUUUACCGGUGUUGAUUUAGAGAAAGGUAUUGAUGAUGAUGAUGAAGUUAAAGAGAAAGUCGAAUAUGAACUUGUACUUCGUAAAUGGUUAGAUGUCAAUCCUGCCUUAGAAUUCAGAGUAUUUAUUAAAGAUAAUAAGAUUAUAGGUAUUUCCCAACGUGAUUUAAAUCAUUAUACAUACUUGGAAAGUUUAAAAUCAGAAAUUAAUGAUAAAAUACAAUCGUUUGUUUAUGAAACUUUGAUACCUGAAUUAAAGGAUAAAUUAAACUUGAAUAAAUAUAUUGUUGAUGUUUAUUUACCAAGACCAUUCAAUAAAGCAUAUAUCAUUGAUAUUAAUCCAUUUUCAAGAAAAUCAAGUCCGUUAUUAUUUACAUGGCAUGAAUUAUUAUUGAUAGAUACAUUUGGUGAUGAUGAAGAUAAUUAUGAAUUAAGAUUAGUUAAUGAAACCAAUGUAGGAAGAUUUUCAAAAAAGGAAUAUAGUGAAAGUCAAGUACCAUAUGAUGUGGUUGAUGCAUCAUUAAAUUCACAAGCUAUGGUAGAAUUAGCUAGAGAAUGGGAUAAAUUACAAAUGCAACAGGAUCAAUAAUUGGGUAGUAUUAGUCGAUGGAAAAACACUAAACUAGGGUAUGAUAGUUAGAUAGUUAAUGUAACGACCUUUAUAGAAAAUAAACUAUUUUGUAACACAGUAUUGAAUUGAACAAGCUGGAUCAAACUCCAUCGAAUCUGAUGAGGUUUCAACUCCAUAUAUCUUCUGUAUUUAACUUAUAGUUCAUCCCCCCUCCUUUUGCUUCCCCCACUUUCGAAUAUUUUUUUGGUUUUCGAGAUUUGGGGACUCUUGCCCAAUUGGGAAAUGGUUCCCAAAAAUUUCUUAAUUACAUUACCACAAACUGAUCAUAGUAUAUCCAAUUUAUGUCAUGAUAUGACCAGAAUAGAAAG